Messenger RNA from Pseudopipra pipra, 4878 nucleotides. RefSeq names its product ring finger protein 228 (gene RNF228). The record is from RefSeq and is a predicted model, not a curated record. Gene Ontology annotation, biological process: protein ubiquitination. Lineage: Eukaryota; Metazoa; Chordata; Aves; Passeriformes; Pipridae. The transcript has 2 exons. Gene Ontology annotation, molecular function: ubiquitin protein ligase activity. Bases 1 to 1632 code for a protein of 543 amino acids.
AUGCUGCCGGCAGCCUCCGCGCAGCGCGGCCCCAGCGCGCCCCGCCGGCCGCGGGACCGCGGGCAGGUGCGCCCGCCCCGCCCCGCACAGGUGCGCCAGCCCCGCCUCGCCCCGCCCCUCCCCUCACAGGUGCGGGGCCCCGCCCGGGAGCGCCCUUUGCCGGCCGGGCCGUGCUCUUCCCUACCCCCCCGGCUCCCACCCCGCUGGUUCCCACCCGGCAGGGGCAGGAAUUUCAGAGCCUUCCCCUUCUUUGGAGUUUUCCCUGCCGUGAUGACCCUGUCGCGUUCCCAGAGCCCAGCAGCGCUGCGGGGCGGUGGGGCUGCGGGAGAGCACCGACCCCCCGCCCGGCCGUGCUGCGGGGGCGGCUCCCGCGGCCGAGCCAGACGCGGGGCGCUGGGAUGCAGCAUCCCGGGGGCACGGGCCGCCGCGCCGCACGGCCCCGCUGCACCGCACCGCCGCACGGCCCCGCACCGCUCGCCAGGCGGGCAGGGGAGAGGCCCCGCCGCGCACCGGCGGCCGCUCCCGGGGGCGGGCGGCGUCGAUCCCGCCCCCCGCCCGCGGCAGCCGCCAGCAGCCCCCGGCAGCCGCCAGCGCGGCGGGCGGCGCAGGCAGGCGGCCAUCAGCCCUCCCUCCCUCUCUCCAUCCUCCCGCCCUCCCCGCCGGGCCGCGCCGCAGCCCGCGGGCGCGGCCAGGAGGCGGCGGGGCCGCGGCUUCCCCGGCUCCCCGCCCGCCUGCCAAGCGUGGGGCGGCCCGGGACUCCCCGCCUUUCCGCGGCUCUCCGUCCCCCUCCGGCGAGAUGUUAUGGCCGAGCCGACGCAGACGGGCGGCGUAGGGCAGGGCGGGCAGCGGGAGGAUGAGGCGGCGGCGGCGGCGGCGGCCGCCGUCCCCAGCUGCGAGGACUACGAGUGCAAGAUCUGCUACAACUACUUCGACCUGGAGCGGCGGGCGCCCAAGCUGCUGGAGUGCCUGCACACCUUCUGCCAGGAGUGCCUGAGCCAGCUGCACCUGCGCGCCGCGCAGCAUCCUCCCGCCGCGGGCGCCGAGCCGGGGCCGGGCCGGUCCCCCGGCGGCUCCCUGGCCUGCCCGCUCUGCCGCCACCGCACGGCGCUGCCCGACCACCGCGUCCACGGCCUCCCGGUCAACACCAAGCUGGCCGCCGCCUGCCCGCCGCAGCUGCGGGCCCGCGACCCGGUGCCGCAGGACCGGCUGCCGCCGCUGCCACCGCACCGCCCGCCCCGCGCCCGGGAGGCGGCGGCCGCGCUCGCCCCGCCGCCCCCCGCCCCCGCCGGGCCGCGCUCCUCGGGCGGCGGCUACGAGAGCUGCCAGAGCUGCAAGCGGGCGGCGCUGAGCGCCGGCUGCGUGUGCGUCGUCGUCUCCUUCCUCUCCAUGGUGGUGCUGCUCUUCACCGGCCUCAUCUUCGUCAACCAGUACGGCGGGGACGCCGCCCCGGGUGCCGCGGCAUCGCCGUCGCCGGUGGGGCCCAUCUGCCUGUCGGUGGCCAGCAUCCUCGCCCUCUUCUCGGUCGUCGUCACAUGGCUCAUCUGCUGGCUCAAGUACCGGCCCGAGGCGGCCACCGGCGGGGCCACCGCGAACGGCACCGCGCGGGGCCGGGCCCGCAGGAGCGACACGUAGCCCCGGCGGAGCCGAGCGGGGCCGAGCCGGGCCGGGCUGCCCGGCGCGGGCGGCGCGGGGCGGGCUGAGCGCGGUGCAGGGGUCCGGCGAUGCGGGGACAGCGCGGACCCUGCGCGCAGGUGCCCCGCGCUGGGUGCGGUGACCCCCGGGCGGGACGGGCCCACCCUGGUGACAGGUGUCAGUCCUGCCGCGGUGACAGGUGCCAGGCCCGACCUGAUGUCAUGGUGAGCCCUGCGGCCACGCCGGCCCCCUGGCACCGGCACAGCCCGCGGCGGUGGGGAUGGGCUGCAGGGUGACCCGGCGAGGGGUCACGGAGGGUCCGGACGCUCAGGAGGGAGGGCAGGGCUCGCCUUUCCAGCUGAGAUGCCUGGAAGGGCCUCUCUGGGGAGCUGGAGGUUGGGGGCUGACGCGCCUCCCCUCUUCUGCGGGAGCGCACCCCGGGUUCUGAGCUCCUGAUGCAGGAGGACACAAUCGAGAUUAAAGAAAACUGGCUUACUGUUGCCCCCACCUGGAAGAUAAUUGGAGAGAUUCACUGUGGUUAGGAGCAGAACAGGAUUACAAUGUUUAAUGCGCUUUGUGUUUUCCCUUUUAUGAAGUUAACAAGUACAUGUAGAAGAAGCUGUAACAGAAAUGUAUUAUCUUAAAAGAGACUGAGCCAAAGUUUCCUACAAUGUAUUGAGUACGGUUUUAUUAUAAUUUUAUUACAAGGCCAUUGAGCCCUCUGAUGGUUGCUUAAAAUAAGCUGUAUUAUUUAAUUCUUUGAAAUUUUAAUUUAAUGUGGGAGACUGAAACACUACAUUGAACACUUACAGCAAUUUAUGGAAGAUUAUUUAAUUAAUGGAGCUCUAAAAUGGAGCAAAGAGACUCCUGUGGCAGGGAGUAAUAUUUCACUGGCCAUUGAUUUCAAUUUUUACACAGUGAGAGAAGCCCACAUUAAAGUACAAACUUUCAGCAUCACUGUAAAAGUGGAAUGCAGUAGCAUAAUUUGUGAUUGAACGUUUGCCUCUGGUCGAGAUAGCUAUAAUAAGAUGGUGGUUUCCCCUCUUGGUAAGUUUCUCUUCUGUGUUGGGAGUUUCUGUAGCGGCCAGUAGAAAAUGUUUUUAUUCUAAGUUUGGAAUAUCACAGAUGUCUGUGAAAUGUGAUGAGAUGCUCAUAAGUUGAAAUGGAAAAACAUUGCCAUACAGCUGGGUUUGUAGUAUAUUAAGGAGAACACUCUAUAUAGAUACUGUUCUAUGUUGCAGGAUAAUUCAUUUGGUGCCUGAAUUUUUUUAACUUAAUUAGUUGUUAUAAUCUAUUCUAUUGGGAAUAAGAUAAUGCUACUUAUUCCGUGUUUCUACACAGUACUGUAAUGGAAUGAAGUAAUUAUUUUCGUGCUUAACAAUUCAAGAAUUUUAAAAGUGAUCUUUUAGUAUGUGUGUUUUGCAAGCUGUCUGCAUGAUAUUCUGACAAGUAUCCUCUUAAUAGACCUUUACUUGACCACUUAUAUUUAUCACAAGUGCAAAUGAAUUUACUAUGUAGAAAUGUAAAGACAGCAGGUGAAGAUGUGUGAUGUGUUUUAUGACUGCACAAGUGAUGUGUACUGUGCAUUGUCCUGAUUAUCACAAAUUUGUGAAAAACAACCCCCUGACGCCCAAGAAACCCCACAAACCCAAGCGAUGUUUAUACAAACUCUGUGACGAUGGACACAGUUUAUGGAAACAGUUUAUGAUCUUUGUGUCACGUCUAUUUAAAAAGAUCCGCACCAGCCUUUUAAAGUCGUAUAUCAUAUUAUAAAGGCCCUGUGGAGAUAAAUUACUGGGAUCAGCUGUGGCUCUGACCAUGAUUCGUGUAUUUAGACCAAUGUUUUCCAACUUGGAGUUGCUCGUUAGCUGUCUAAAAGGUUAUGCCUCCUAAAAUCAGGCCUGACCGUUAGCCCCUGUUGACUUCAGCAGUAGUUGUGAAUGUUCUGCACCAAAGAAAAUCAUGAGACUUUUAUUUAAGCAUCUAAAUGAGAGUUUAGGUGCUUGACUUCAGGUACAAAUGUUUGAAAAUUUGGGCCUUAACCUCUCUGUUCUUCAGUUAAUGCAUCUGUAAAGUUUGAUAAUUGCAUUGACCUACCUCACAGGCAAGAUGUGAGGCUUUAUUUAUUAAAGUUUUUAAGCAAUUGGAGAUCCUUGAAGAGGAGGUGCUAUAGAAGUGAAAGUAUUAUUAUAAAUGAUACUGUAGUAGGAAUAAAUAUAUGUAAAUUAAUGGACAUAAACAGCAGCAAUGUUUUCUAAGAAAAAUAAAUAUAUAAAAUAUGUACAUGUGUACAUCAUAUGCACCAAUACAUGAUUUACCUGUUUGUGCUUCUACUGCAAACGCAGCGCGCGUAUCCGCAUUUCUGUUCAACCAGGUAAGCUCCAGUCCCUUGCAGUUCAGGUGAGCCCAGCCAGCGGUCGCUGCUCCAACUCCAUCUCUUGUAGACGUGCCAGAGGUAGCUCUGAGUGCUCGUGGAGCUCAGCUGGAGCUCUCUGUGUAGUUCUUUGCUUUGGUUGCCCUGAGCUGCUCAGGUGUCACAGGUGUGCUCCUGGCACCCUGGUGAGCUCCCACCAAUGUGCAGUGUGUGCAGGAGCUGCCGGCCCACGGAAGCUGUUACUUUGCUGUGCCCUGGAAUACUGAUUACAGUAAGAAGUGUAUACUCCCAUCCAAUUCUUUCCACAUCAUAGUUUUUAUUCUUGCCUUUUCUCUGUAAACAGUAUUUGCCAUUUUGACUAAACCAAUGGUUUCAACUGGGAUCCAUGGACUACUUCUAAAGGAGCUGCGAAAGGUAAGUUAAGAAAAGCAAAUCAAUAAUCAGAAGCUUAAAUCUGUUACUUAAAACUUUAAAGUGUUUAGAGGUUGGCACAUUACAAAAAGUUGAAGAUCACAGGCCUAAACAGGAUUUUCAGCCUUAUUCACAUUGAACGAUCAUGUUACGUAUCGGGUUCCUACACAUAUAUUUGAAAAUACAUCAGAGCCAAAUUAAAAUGGGCAGUCUGACAAUAUGCCAAAUCUUUCUCUCUGCUUAUGCAAAUUUUGGGAAACUCCACUGGUUUCAAGAGUGUUAGUCUGGAUCCACAUCACAGUAUCAGUCAGAAAAAAAUCAUGCAUUGUAUACAUCUCUGGCUACUGUAGAAUCCCAGUAUUAUAUUUGUAUUUUGGGUUCCUUUGGGUGUACAGAUUGCUUGUCCAAAGCCAAACUUUGCUCAAGUUUCAGUAAAAAAAGGUUAUACAAAAAGAGAAAAA